Molecule: messenger RNA, 11865 nt
Organism: Ectocarpus siliculosus
Lineage: Eukaryota; Phaeophyceae; Ectocarpales; Ectocarpaceae
Source: the annotation of a GenBank genome assembly
AUGCAUCCAAGAAGAUUGUCCGUCGCGAGCGGUACAGCUCUGAAAAGUUUCCAACGGCGGCAUCCCUGGAUCCAAGCGGCAGCAAUAUUAGCUUGCUGGUAUAUCACCAAAGUACAUGCACAUACUCUUCGACUCAGGGUGCAACCCGGCAGGGCGGUCGGUGGGGAAGCUUUCUUGGAGCAGCCGCAGGUGGAAAUCUUGGAAGGCGAUGGUGGAGAUGUCGACGUCCUAUUUGAGGGGUACGCAACAGCUGAGAUGAUAUCUAGCCCGAGUGGGUUCUCCGUUCUUGAGUACGAUAACAUCACCGGUCGAGGCAGCACCGCGUCUCUCACGGACGGGAUGGGUCGUGCAACCUUUUCAGGAUUGUUCAUCAAAGAGGCUGGCGAGGGUUUUAUCUGUCGUUUUGUGGCGUUCAACAGUGCGGGUGUUGGAGUAGCCUGGACCGAUUCUGAACCCUUUGACGUUGGAGUCGGCGAACCGUACGCCAUUGCCUUGAGUACUUCUGUGGGGCGAAUGGACGGAGGCUCUACCUUUGACACUCCCCCCGUCAUAUCCAUUCAGUCCGAUGACUUCACCGUCGGUAUUGGUCCGGCGUAUCGGCUGGAGUUGGAUGUUGACAUCCUGGCUGGUGCCAUCGUCUCGGGGUCUCCGUUUGAAGAGCAGCCGCGAGUGCGAGCCUACGACCUGGGCGACAACAUGCUUUCAAGCAGCGAGUCCGCGGUGUUGGCUACUGUCUUUGUCAACCCCGUAGCGGCCACGCUGAGGCCGACGGACAGCGUAUUUGAGGUAAUGACGGAGGGAGUCGCAACUUUCAGUGGCUUAUUCCUCGACCGAGCGGGUCGAAACGUGAAGCUGCGAUUCUCACUCUACGAUUUCGACCGUGCUACCGGGGAUUGGAUCGAAACCGGAGUUCACUUGGACACAGACUUUUUUCAUGUGGGGGAGGGGACACCGGCGGCACUGCACUUGGAACAGGACGUAGAUGGAGCAUGGGCUGGGGGUCGAGGGUUCAAGAAGCAGCCAUACCUCACAGUUGCCGACGCCGGCGGUGGGACGAUUACAAUGGACAGUACCACCAUGGUCACCGCAAGCGUUACUCCCAGCCUGAUGGUGAACCACGACGUGGCGGUUGAUACGAGCUCGGAUGCUUCCGUGCAUAUCACGAGGGUGUACACUGACAUGGAGGACGGAGCGUAUGGAGUCGGAGAGGAAAUACUGGUUACGGUCGUCUUCUCAGCGCCUGUAUACGCGGACACGAGCAGCGGCGGCACAGAGGGCCCCUUCCUCUACCUAGGAGGUACCCGCGGCACGGACGGCUCGUCGGGCCUCCCUGCCGCCCUCAGCAACGCCUCCGUUCUAUCGGCCGAUGAAGCCUCCGUGGCGGUGAUGGCCUCCGACGAAAUAACCUUCGUCUACACCGUGGAGCUGGGGGACCAGAGCACCGACGGCGUCGGCAACUCAGCGGUUCUGGAGGCCGAAGGACAUUACGCAGUCCGCGGCGGGGACGCCCCGCUGGUGGAUCUCUUGGGGCGGGAGGCGAACGCAACCCUUCCCGGGGUAGGGGUGUGGUCCGACGUUAGCUUGUCUGGGGCGUCUUCCUUGACAAUUGAAGCGACCGAGCCGGUUGUUGUGGCUGUCGGGAGUUCGCUUGACGGCGGGGAGUAUGGAGUUGGGCAGGCAAUCUCCUUCAGAGUCGACUUCAGUUUUCCGGUGGUGGUCAUUGUGGGAGCCGGGGCGUCUCCACCCCAGCUGACCGUGGGUGGAUUCAACGAUAGUCUCAACGGAUCCUCAUCUACGGUGUUGGCGGAGUACGUUGAUGGAAGCGGCACAUCGGAGCUGCUGUUCGAGUACAUGAUCCAAGAGGGUGACACCACCGAGGGCUUCGCCCUGGGACUCACGAUCCCGAACGGCGAAAACGCCUCAAUCCUUCUCCCGGACACGAACCUCUUGUCUUCUGUGGCCACCCCACAAAUACUGCAGAGGUCUUCCAGCCCCUCCCUAGCGGCGAAUCUUUCCCUGGCAGGCGUGCCUGGUGGCGAGGAUGGGGGCACCGGUUUAGGAUCCGACGGCGGAAGCGUGACCGUCGACACCACGCCGCCUGAAGUGGACGUGGAGAGAGGGGUGGUGGUGACAGGGUAUGGGAAUGGCACCUACGCCCACGGAGAUACCGUUUUCGUCAUGAUUUGGUUUACGAAGCCUGUUGCUGUAUUUGCGGACGUCGGACUCUUCCUCACCACCAACCAACGCGGGGCUAGGGCGGACUUCUCUUCCGGGGGUAACGGCACAUACGAUGUCACUUUCGAGUAUAACGUGGUUGAGGGGGACUCUGUGGACGUUCUCGACAUCUACGGCCGAAGCGCCAUCGACCUUGGGGACGGCGGUUACAUCAGGCGUUACUCUACGAACCCCACGCAAGACGCUAACAUUGACUUGGCCGACACCAUUGCUGCCGGAAAAAGCCUGGCCAAAACCUCAGCGAUAGCUCUCGACGGCGCCCCACCCUACCCCGUGAGCGUGUCCUUGGCGCCCGAUACCCCCGACGGUGCCUCCUACGGCCUCGGGGAUGUUCUCCAGCUGGCGGUUACGUUUGACAAGAACGUAACCGUUUUCACCGGCAUUGAUGACAACGGUGAUGUGUCUCUCCCCGUGCUGGUUCUGGAUUGCACGAGGAUGAGAGAGGCGGUCUUCAACGGAGUGGGUAACGGGUCCACGACGCUGAACUUCCAAUACGAGGUUCAAAUGGGUGACUACGCGAAUAAUCUCGGCUACCGAUUCUUCCCCAAUGCUCUUUGCCUGGAGUCGGGGUGCCCGGACCGACCAAGCACUUCCAUCAGAGAGAAGAAGGCCCUUGGAGGAGGCCGGGGCAUAGACGCUACCCUGAUACUGUCGAACUCCCUGGGAAAUCGCGUGUCUGGCGUGCCCGUAGCGACAGAUGUAACCGUUGAUACUUCUGGGUCAAGAGAGACGUACGUCGUCGACCUGUCAACGGACACUGCAAAUGGCACUUACGGCGCGGGGCAGGUGAUUGACAUCACUGUCGAAUUCUCGGACGAGCUUCUGUUGGAAACGUCUGGCCUACGCAGCGGCGCGCUUCCUACCAUCCCUCUCAACAACGGUGGCGAGGCGCAGGUGGUGGCGGGAACUGGAACCAGAGAGUGGCUCUUCUCGUACACGUUUCUUGCCGCCACGACAACAGGGGGUGUCAGCGGUAACGACAGCGAUGUUGCGGUUCUUGACAUCGCCAACGAUUCGUUCCCGUUUCCCGCGAUGAUAAACUGCACGGGAGGGUGCCGGGCGUCGAACUGGAACGGAGCGACGGCGAACCUGUCGCUGGAAGGUUUCAACCUUAGCCACGCGGGCAUCGAGCUAGAGUCGACUCCGCCCGCCGUGGUGGAGCUGUACAGCCCGAAGGAGACUUCACCUUGGGGAGGCGUCUAUACCGUUGGCGAAGAGAUCGAGGUUCGAGUCGUUUUCGACACACCGGUUAUCGUGACCGGCUCUCCAAGGCUGCUGCUUGACACGGGGGCAUACGCGCUGUUUGAUAGUACAUCGGAGGAUGGGACGGAGGUUCAUUUUUUGUACACGGUAGAUUACGGCGAUCACAGCCCCAACGUUACCUGGGCCGGAUCGCUCUCGCUCGGUGCCAACGUCGGGGAGGGAGGGGAGGGUGGGGAGGGUGGUAGCGAGGAUUGGAUACUGCGGCGCUCCACGAACCCUUCGACAUCUGCUGAUGUGUCGCUGCCGGACCCUGCCUACUCUUUAGCGAGGGGAGGAUCCACGAUCUACGUGAACACCACCGGACGACCUCAGAUAACAAAUGUCACAAGCCCGGACGCCGCCGGCACGUAUGCCCCAGGAGAUGUGGUAACGAUCUGGGUCACGUUCGACCAAUUUGUUGCCGUGGUCGGUGAACCCGUGUUCUACCUCAACACGGGAAAGGGGGAGCCGGGAAGGGCACUCUACGUAGAAGGCAGCGGCAACCAGGUGCUACCGUUCUACCCCGGAGAGGAAGGCAGCUUGUCGUUCAACUCCGACAUCGCCCUUGACGGGUCCACCCCUCACAUACGCGAGAUUUACUUCGCGGGAGAAAGCAACGCGACAUAUCAAGGAGGCGACGUCGUGCAGGUUGUCGUGCGGUUCUCCGCGCCAGUUGUUGUCUCCGGCGCCCCCGCUCUCAAGCUAGAGACUGGAGUCGUGGACCGCCAAGCGUUGUGGGUAAACACCACAGAGUUUAACUCUAGCGCUGCGGACAAUGACGCGGUCGCCGAGGAAGUCGAGGGCGACGACUACCUGUUGCUUUUCGAGUACCUUGUCGUGACCGGAGAUUCGGCGGGCGAUUUGGACUAUUGGGCCGACGACGACGACUGGAGGGAUGCCCGCGCGUCCUUCGUUCUCCCCACGAUCAACAAUGACAACGACAACACCACCACCCCGUCGACAGUAAAACGGCUGAGCGCGAACCCAUCACUCGACGCUGACCUGCACCUUAACCCCCCGGGAGGGAUACUGAGCGGAACGGACCGGGCAACAGCCUUUGGUGGGUGGUUUUUCUUCCGAGACCUCUUCGUGCGGACGCGGGGCAAGGGGUACAAGAUGGUGUUCGAGGCCUUUUACUCCGAUUUGUUGGAUGUGGAUGACCUGGAUUCGUUGUCGUCGUCGGCGACUUCCUCUUCGUCAACUUCGGUUGGGAGUACCUCAAGCAGCACCAGCAGCAGCAAUGGUCUGUUCGUGAAAGAGAGGGGGCUCGCGCUCAAGUCAUCGACGUUGUUUGAGGUGGGAUUUGCGGUGGAAUUCGAGGUGAUGAGCGAGGACUCGGAUCGGUCUGACCUGUUCGGUCGGGCGAUCUCAUUGGACGGCAGCUUGUUGUUGGCCGGUGCCCCCAAGAAGCACAGAGAGGUGCCAGAAGUGCAGCUGAUCGUUUCCACCGGCACGGCCUCGGAGACCAAGCCAGAGGUUCAGCUGAUCGCUGUCGAUGUCGUUCACGUCACGGAGAUCCAACAAUUCAUCACCUACGCCGACCCAUACGAAACCGUUGGAGGAUUCUGGAGCUUAUACUACCCAGGGUUGGGAAAGUCGCGGAACAUCCCCGCGGACGCGACGAUCGAGCAGGUGCAGGCGGGACUGAUGGAGGAUUUCCCGACUCUCGGUCGGAUGCUGGUUGUAAGGGAGGAGUAUGCCUUCUGCGCGUGUGACGACGGAUAUAUAUGGACCAUUACCUUCGACGAGGUGGGUGGGGCCAUCUCGACUACUACGCCGAACCAGUCGACAAGACACGCACAAGGCAACAUCUUCAGCUUCGUCCCAGACGCUUCGGAACUCACAGGCACCGGAGCCAACUCCACGGAGGUGGAAGUCCUGCAAGAGUCGCCUGUGGUCGGAGGCACGUUCACGCUUUCCUACACUCCUUGGUCGCCCGGCAACUACAGCGACGGAAACGACACCAACACCAAUAUCAGCGACCCCGGCGUCAGCAACACCACGACAACGGAGGGGAUGCUAACGACGCGCCCGCUACCAUACAACGCCAACUCCUCCCUGUUGGCGACGGUGCUGUGGCAAGACCUGAAUCUGUCCACCUCCAGCGUUUCGGUGGACUGCUGUGACAAUCAAGGGGGACGCAAGUGGAUCAUAGAGUUCGAAUCGGAUCAAGGAGACUGGAAUAUCAGCUCCUUGAUAUGCGACUCCUCUGCGUUAACCGGAAACCGCGCGGGGUGUUGGCAGCUGACCGGUAGUGAUGGCGAAGGUCCGGUGGCCGGCGAGUUCAGGGUCAACUUCAGGGAGAGCGAGUGGACGUCGUGGUUACCGUACGACGUGGAUGCAAGCGAUAUGGAGACGGCUUUGCUGGCCUUGGAAAGCAUAGAAGAUUGCGAAGUGUCCCGAACACCAGCGGGCAGCGCUAGGCAACACGUGUGGGCGGUCACUUUCCUCGAGGUUCGAAAACCGACAGAUUUCGGUUUCGUUUUGGAUGAUAUGGGCAAUAUGCCUGCCAUGGUGGUGGACGCUACACGCAUCAGAGGGACCGACGCAUCCGUCGACGUCCGAUACGUUUUCGGAGGAGAUACAGACUACGCUCCUUGGGAGGGCAAGCAGAUGGGGUCUCACGGGGAAGGUGCCGGGGCUGCAUACGUGUUUUCUAGGUCCCCUGCGGCAGAGGGUUACGUGUGGGGGCAAGAUCAGAAGCUGCUCGGAUCAGACACGGACGGACAAGACGCCUUCGGCCACUCUGUUUCGGUCGAUGAGGACCACGAGCUGCUUGUCGUGGGAGCCCCGUACGCGGAAGACUACGGUGUCACCGAGGUCCAAGGCAUCAGCUGCAGCGCCAUGACGGGAACGUUUACCCUGGGCUUCAGAGGCUUCACGACGGACCCCAUUCCCGCUAAUGCUUCCAUAUUUGAGCUCUACACGGCGAUCAGAGGGCCUUUCGGGACCACGAAGAACCUGCACCCUCUCCCCGAGAUAGACGUGAACGAGAGGUUUCCUACAGAAUGGUCGGCGUCUGCCCCCGCGGGACUGUGCACGGGGAACAACUCUGCCUUGCUGGCGUUCCGCACACCGCGGCACGACUUCUGGGGAGGGAGCGGGGACCUGGAGCUGUUGACUGUGGACAACUCCUUGCUUGACGGUCAAGUCACGGUGGAAGAGGUGGUGAAAGGCACUGCCAACCCGGACGGCCCUUUCUCCCGCGGAGCGCAAAAGGGAGCGGCCUACAUCUACCGUCGAAGUCCCACGAGCGGUCUCUGGUACGAGGAGACAAAACUCUUCUUGGACGACGGCCUAGCGACAGAUCGAUACGGCUGGCAGGUCAUGGCGCUCGGCGACGAUGUGACGAACGACAUCGUGGUAGUUUCGGCCCCGGGCCGCAACGGCGAGCAGGGCUCCGUCUACGUGUAUACGUACACCGAGAGCGAGGAGCGGUGGAGCUUGUUGCAGACGGUCACGAGUGAGCUCUGGUCCCUCGGUCAGGACGAGUUCGGGAGUUCUUUGUCCUCGAGCAGCGAUACCCUUGUGGUGGGCGGGGUGGGGUACAACUCAAGCGCCGGCGCCGCAUACAUCUUUACGGUGUCGCGAUCGGGCGUGUAUCAGGCAGAUCAAAGGAUCGUGCACCCGGAACAGGCAAGGGCCGGCGACCGUUUCGGCGAGAGCGUGAGCCUCUACGGCAACUUUUUGGCGGUGGGGUGUCCCGGGCGAGAAGACACCUGGCUCCACACGGGAAAGGUUGCCACUGAUUGGGAAGGGGAAGACGUGGGCGCCGUGUACUUGUACAGGAGGGAUAGCGCGGAGAACGCCUUCUUGUUCUUUCAGAAACUCGUCCCGUCCAACCUCAAGCCGUUCGAUCGCUUCGGGGCUAGCGUGAGCAUCGACGGGGAUGCGUUGAUUGUGGGGUCGCACCAGGACUUUGAAGAGGGUAACCUGGCCUAUCAGCGGGCCGUUCAGGUGGUAACGGUUCAAUCGGAUCCCGGCGGUGCUGGUGUGGGCAACGUGUACCGCCUGGGCUGGAAGGAAGAGUGCAUCGACGACGCUGACGAUAACUGCGAGGUACGAUGGACGCGUGACAUCGAAACUGACGCCAGUGGGGUCGUCCUCAAGAACAUUCUCGAAGAGGACUUUGAUCUAGGGGUGGGAGUGAGCGAGCUCGUGGUAGCACGCAGCGGCAUGGACGAGAGUACGGGAGGAUACCAGUACACCGUCAUUUUCCUCGAGGAGACUGAAAGCGUGCCGCAGAUGCUGGUGGACGACUCAACAGUUUCAGGACCAAACGCCUACGUGAGCGUAGAAAGCCUGAACGAGGUCCCGGGGAAGCUGCGGGGGGUCACGCACGUCUUCGCGAGACAAGUUUCUGGGGAUGUCGACUCGUCCUUCCGUGAACAGUGCUUCUUAUAUCCUUGGAUAAAGCAGCGGCAAGAUCUUUUCGGAACAACUGUCGCCGUUUCGGGACAGUUUGUCGCCGUUGGGGCUCCCAACCGAGACACCAUCCAUGGAUCCUUCGAGGAUCAGAACCUGACUUCUUUGAACACCGGAGCCGUGGAAGUGUUCAACCUGGACUUCUUGUCCUUCCGGUUCGAAAGCCUCACCUACUCCGUUCUGGAGGGCGAUACGUUAAGCAUGAACAUCUCGAGGUUCUCGGGGUUCUCCAAUCCCCAGGUUUUCAAUCUCAAGUCCAUCGAUCGAAACGCUGACCAGGAGUUUCAGGACUACAUCGCAGCAGUCUACGACCUCAGCGUGGCCUACCCUGACGUGCCGGUUUUCCAAACGGCUGCUGAUGUCGUCGGGGCGGGGACGGCCACAGCGAGAUCGCAGUACUACGGCAGCGCCAACAACCGGUCCUUGUGGGUGGGGGGCAUGUUCGAUUACCGAGGAUUGUCGGACUACACGCCGAUCGAAGAUCAGAUGCAAUUUUCCGCGUACGAAGCGAGCGUCUACUAUCUCCUCAACACCACCGACGACAACGUGGUCGAGACGCCUGAUGAAAGCCUGACCGUGUCUAUCUACGUCCCCGGGAUGUUCCCGAGCUUUCUCGGCGACCUCAUUGCUGUGGUGGAGAUAGAGGACAAUGGUGAUGGCGAAGGGCCUUACAACGCCACCGCCUCUUGGGGAACCGUGGGCGCGGCCGACAGUUUCACGACGUUCAUGGACAGCAAGGUGUAUACCUCGAAGAUAUCCGCGGACGACACCGAGGACAUGAACCGGUUCGGUGGCGCUCUGGACACCGCCGAAGACGCUGGUCUCAUGAUCAUUGGCGACGAAUUCUCCGAGAUUGAUGGGCAUAUAAACUGCGGGUCCGCCUAUGUUUUCCGGUUGGAGUACGGCGCGUGGCAGCAGGAGGCUCAACUACUGCCCUUCGAAGGGAAUAUUGCUCAAGGGGCUCACUUCGGUCAAGCAGUCCAGAUCAACAAGGUGUACGGGCGGGAGACGUACACUGCGCUCGUCGGCGCACCGGGUCAGGCGAAAGUAUACGUGUUCGAAUACAACGUUACCACGGGGGCAUGGGACGAGGCCCAGACUCUGGAAGCGGACAGAAUUAACCUUCCCAACGACGGCUUCGGCGGGAAAAACGCCCUUGCUCUCGACGAGGAUAUUGCCGUCGUCGGCGCACCAGGCGCGGAGUCGGUUUUCCUAUACUACCGAACCAGGGUGGCGGCAGGGGCAAGUGAUGAAGAUGAGGUCAGCUGGACGUGGGGACAGAGCCCGGUAAAGACGCUCAUGUCUUCGGAUUUCGACUACGAUAUGGUCCACUUGCUGAAGAUCGUGCACCGACAGGACUAUGGUGCCGCGGUCACCCUCGACGUGACCUCUCGCACUCUAGCGAUCGGAUCCCCACUGGCCAACUACGACAAGGUCGGCACGGACGAACCAGAAACGUAUGACACCAGGCCGGACAAGGCAGAGACAAGGGCCAGAGGCAAGGUCUACGUUUACUACUCGGAGCCCGCAGUUCAGUCGGUGACGCUUGGAACAGAGUUCGGUCUUUCUGCCGGGACGUUCAUGUUGUCGCUCCAUCACCGAAACACCACUUCAAACACCACAGAGGUGUCGUGGGAUGCCCAAGCUCUCGACUUCAAGAGCGCGGUGGAGGCAUUGUCGAACGUGGAGGAGGUAGAAGUGACGAAAGACCAGUGGACGGACGCCACCGGUUUCGACUUCUACCGUUGGACGGUGAGCUUCACGUCAGAAUUCGUGGAGGACCCUCCCCUCCUCGCCCCGUCCUGGGGAGGCGGAAACGGCUGCCAAGACUGCAUCGAGUUUAGCUCGGGGUUCCCAAGAAAUGGAGGCGCUUACGUUAACGUUAGCAGCGAGGGGACGAUGGGGGAUUGGGAGGAGCAGGCAGUGUUGCAGGCUUCGGACAGGAGGAGCGGCGACCGCUUCGGGGCCACCCUCGCCCUCGACCAGGAAACCCUUGCGGUGGGCGCGCACCACAGCAGCGCGCUCGCGGAGACCACCUGGGAUUUUGAGACGGGAGAUCUGGUGGGAUGGCGGCAAACAGGAGACGCCUUCGCCCUCCAGCCUACCUACGGGGACAACCCUUACUUCCGGGAGAGCAGCCGUGGUACCGGAGGAUGGGGCCGCCCGAGCAAGAGCCACUUGCGGGGGAGGUAUUUCGUGGGAACUUACGAAGCGCGACCCGGUGCCGGUGCGGGGGACUACACUAACCCCAGUCCCGACUAUCGUGCGGGGAGCCACCAGGGGGAUGGACCAACCGGUACUUUGACAAGCGAGGUGUUCACCAUUGGUGGAGACGACGAAAACGAGGUGUCCACCAUAGGCCUUCUCGUCGGAGGGGGUUGCGACGAACGCGCCGAGUACGUGGAGCUCCUGGCGGACGGGGUUGGUGUUGCCAAGGCUACGGGAAUGUGCACCGAAGAUAUGCGAUCGGUCAGCUGGGACGUGUCUUCGUUGGCGGGACGAGCCGGCCAAAUCCGGAUCGUAGACGCUUCGUCGGCAUCACCGUGGGGACAUAUCAAUGUCGACGAGAUCGUUCUAAGCUGGCAAAACCGUGGUGGACUUCACCCGGAGAGGGCUGCGAAUGUCACUUCGGCCGGUGUAGCAUCCUCCAAGGCCCACUAUGUCGCUCGAGAGGAUCACACCUCACGUGCCGGUGCCGUCUACGUGUUCUCCCGCCUCGCCACCUCCACCAAUAACAACGAUACGAGUACUUCCUCAGUCUGCACCGACGAAGAUGACGGCGACGACGGGAUCUACGGAGAUACGAGGAGGCGUUACUACUGCCCAAGGGGGGGGGCACGGGGACAGGAGAACUGUGGGUGGGAGGAGUCGGCCAAGCUCACGGCGAGCGACCGGAGAGGCGGGGACUUGUUCGGGACGUGUUUGUCGGCGAACCACAAUGCAGGGGUUGUGGUUGUUGGGGCACCCGGAGCCUCGCUCACCGGGCUGUGGCGGGAGCCUCCAACGGUGUACACAACGACCAACCCCCACGGAGACGCCGAGAACACCCUGGCGACUCGCGUGCCCCUCCCGAUGGACGAACGAAACGCCAAGCUAUUCCAACUCAAGGGCGCCCCCGGCUCCACCCUGCAGGCUGGCAGCGGGGCUCCGACUGUUUGGCUGCUGCAAGACUCCGAGUACGCGCUUGACACUUCCGACCAGGAGUUCAACAAUCGAGGGAACGCACAGGCGGGGGGAGUGUACGUCUUCGUGCGUCUGCCGGCAGAGUCGGCAGGAGUAGGUCGAAAGUGUGCGCUAGAUCGAGAGGGUGACGUCAUCGCCGGGGUGUGGCCGGGUGCCGAGCGGUUCAAGCUCCAGGCGCACGACGCCGUCGCGGCGGACCGCUUUGGAAGCGCUGUUUCGUACUCGAGGGCGGAGCGUGCCUUAUUUGUCGGAACACCGUACUCUGACUCGUUCGGGCUUGACGCCGGGGCGGUGUACCAGUUCGACGCGGGCAUUGCCGAGGUCUCCUUCACGCAGCCGGAGUUCAGCGUCGAGGAAGGAAACUGGCGGCAUCUUCACGAAGACCCGCAGUACUUGGACGGAUGGAAAGCGACGGUCCUUGUGACCAGGGACAGCGACCAGUCCGACUAUUGGCUAACCGUAGCCUUCGCCACCAGCGACUUGACGGCGAGGGGAGUUGACAGCGACGCUUACCGAGAGUGCUUUGAACUCCCCGUCGGGGACAGGCUACCGGGAGUUUGUGGAGACUACGAGCAGACAGCGGGGGAGGUGACGUUUGAACCCGGACAGACGGAGCAGUCUUUCUUCGUCCGAAUUAUGGACGACCACUGCCGAGAGAGGUAUCCCGAGUACGUACAGCUAUCUCUGAGUAUACCCGGCGGCGGGGCACUGCAGGGGGAGCGGUACCUGUCGAAGCUGAGAAUAGACGACGAUGACCGAGAUAGAAAGGAGUGCCCGUGA